Messenger RNA from Magnolia sinica, 1995 nucleotides. RefSeq names its product cytochrome P450 89A2-like. Gene Ontology annotation, cellular component: membrane. The coding region runs from base 395 to 1921 and encodes 508 amino acids. Lineage: Eukaryota; Viridiplantae; Streptophyta; Magnoliopsida; Magnoliales; Magnoliaceae. Gene Ontology annotation, molecular function: oxidoreductase activity, acting on paired donors, with incorporation or reduction of molecular oxygen, NAD(P)H as one donor, and incorporation of one atom of oxygen; heme binding; iron ion binding. The record is from RefSeq and is a predicted model, not a curated record. The transcript has a single exon.
CUCAGUACCGAUAUGUGGGCCCCACUUAUCGAUGAUCCAUACCGUUGAUCCGAUGUGCUCCGAGAUGGAUAUACCAUGCCCCCAAAAAUCCCACAGAUUGGAAACUAGCAUCAACCCAUCGUGUGUACUUAUCAAUCAAAUGUCUUCAGUAUCCACCUGCCCCAGAGGAAGGGUGAAGACCAUCUAAUGAAUAGAACUUUUGGUAAAUCCUCCAUCCGGGGCAGGUCGCACCAGACCCACUUCCUCGAUUGUCAAUCCAUGGGCCUCACUUGUUCAAAAUCAACGUUCCAAACUCCUUCAAGGUUCUUCAUUUUACGUAUAUAAUGCAGACAGACCCAAAGCAAUCUAAAACAUCAAGAUAGCAAUAACAUAAGAGUGCUUCCUCACCUUCUCCAUGGAGCUUUGGUCCCUCAUCUUCCUCUCCAUCUCCCUCCUCCUAGCUGCUGUUGGAUUCCUGUUCAACCUCCCAAACACCAUCAUCAAGAACAGAAAAAAACUCCCACCUGGUCCACCCACAAUUCCCAUAUUGGGCAACAUCCUAUGGCUGAGAAACUCUCCCCUUGAUCUGGAGCCCAUCCUCCCACAUGUCCACGCCAAGUACGGCCCUAUCGUCACCCUCCAAGUGGGCCAGCAGACCCUUAUCUUCAUAAGAUCACACUCCUUAGCCCAUCAAGCUCUCAUCCAGAAAGGAUCCACUUUCUCCGAUCGACCUCCGGCGGUCGAAGCCCGUCGCAUCAUAACCUGCAACCAACACAACAUCAGCUCAUCUACCUACGGCCCGCUCUGGCGUCUCCUACGACGGAACCUCAUGUCUGAAAUCCUCAACCCCUCGCGCCUUAAAUCCUACGCUCCAGGCCGCAAGUGGGUCCUCAGCUUGUUGAUCGAACGGCUUAGAUGCCAGGCCGAGUCGGGUAAGCCCGUCCAUGUCAUGGAGAGCUUUCAGUACAGCAUGUUUAGCUUGCUCUUGCUUAUGUGUUUUGGCCAAAAGCUCCAUGAAAGUGAUGUGAAAGAGAUCAAAGCUGUGCAGCAGCGCUUGCUCUUGAGUGCUUCUGCCCAUUCCAUCUUCACUUUCUUGCCAAUGCUGGGAAAGAUUAUCUUUCGAAAGCAGUGGAACAAUGUCUUGGCGAUACGCAGAAGACAGGAAGAGCUUUUCAUCCCUCUCAUAAGAGGGCGGAAAGAUCGAAACAAGCCACAUGAAGAGGGAAGCCUUCCCUUUUCUUACGUUGAUUCCCUCAUUGAACUCGAACUCCCCGAAGAGGGAGGGAGAAAGCUUACUGAAGGUGAGAUGGUGACCCUUUGCUCGGAGUUCCUUAAUGCAGGGACGGACACAACGUCCACAUCACUACAGUGGAUCAUGGCGAACCUGGUGAGGCAUCAGGAUGUGCAGGCCAAGCUGGUGGAAGAGAUCGAGCAGGUUGUCGGGGAUGGACGAGAAGACAUUGAAGAGGAGGAUUUGCAGCGGAUGUCAUAUCUGAAGGCAGUGAUCAUGGAAGGACUGCGGCGGCACCCACCAGCCCACUUCGUGCUGCCGCAUGCAGUGUCGGAGGAGGUAUUAUUGGAGGGGUACACAAUACCAAAGAAUGCGACUGUGAAUUUCAUGGUGGCGGAGAUGGGGUGGGAUGGGAAUGUGUGGGAGGACCCAAUGGAGUUCCGGCCGGAGAGGUUCUUGGGAGAGGGAGAGGCAGUGGUGGACAUAACAGGGAGUAGGGAGAUCAAGAUGAUGCCGUUCGGGGCAGGCCGGAGGAUAUGUCCUGGGCUAGGGCUUGCAAUGCUUCAUGUGGAGUAUUUUGUGGCUAAUCUGGUGAGGGAGUUUGAAUGGAUGGCUGUGGGAGGAGAAGAAGUUGAUUUGGCUGAGAAGCGGCAGUUCACUGUUGUUAUGAAGAAUCCUUUGAAGGCUUGCAUCACUCCAAGGAAGAAAUAAAAUAGCCAAGUUCUUGUUAUAAAAACAAAUGUAAAACAGAGCUUUGUUCUUGUUUUCAAACUCAGAGAUCUCAA